AUGCUAAAACCCCCGAAAAUCAGAGUGCGGACGGGCUCAUGGACCGAGUGCCGCGACGAGGUGGUCCGGCAGGUAGAGAAACAGAACUUCCCGAACCGGAUCGAUUUUCUGGUGCCAAAAGACGUGUUUGUGAGCAAGAACAUCGAGGCCAAACUCGCCGAUCUGGAAUACGGCUAUGGCAUCGUGGACUGCUCUUUGCACACGAUUUUGCAGAGUUUCGUGAAACAGGCCAUGGAGAUCGAUAUUGAGAGUAUCCAGCUGGUCUCUGUAGGCCAGCAUGCUGAGCACGAGGACACGGUUUCUCUGAUAAGAGGCAUUUUGACGCUUCGAUUGACCGCAGAGUCCUACUAUAGAUCCGGACUCAAGGGCGUUCGUUCUGCUCUUUCUCAGGGGAAUAAACAUACCAGGCAGCAGCAGUUCGUGGUGCAGCUGGAUCUGAGCCAGCUGGCGACGGAAGACAGAAACUCGCUGCGACUCUUCUGGUUUGCGGAAAAAUACCAGAAACCGCUCCGAUUCGCAGUGGUUGGGGACUUGCAGCUCGAGGGAGUGCGCAGAGUCGUUGUAAAGCCCACUCUGAGUCGACUGGGCCGAGUGUACACGCCCAGCCUGGUUCCGCUGGACGACGAGGAAUGGCUAUCCACUACGCUCGAAUGGCUAGCAUAUGCGUCCAUCAACGGCCAGCAGCUCUCGCCGUUCGACAGAACCGACGCAAACGUCUCGCGCUACCGCGAAACGGUGGACUUGUGCAACGAAGAGGAAAUCUAUAGAGUGUCUGUGAGCGGGCUGGUGUCUACGUCGACGGCAGAGCAGCUGCUGCAACUGAUGGACACCAGCUGGAUAGCCAUGCUAAAAUACGGCGUGCAGGACUCCAACGUGGGCUUUGGCAGGUCAGAACACAUUCCUGGGCCGAACGUUCAGGCAUUGCUGAAAAACGGCGACACGUUUGCUCUGUGGCAUCAGUCACGCUGA
Ogataea angusta is the source of this 969-nucleotide messenger RNA. RefSeq lists its product as uncharacterized. Lineage: Eukaryota; Fungi; Ascomycota; Pichiomycetes; Pichiales; Pichiaceae. The record is from RefSeq and is a predicted model, not a curated record. Gene Ontology annotation, molecular function: ribonuclease MRP activity; ribonuclease P activity. Gene Ontology annotation, cellular component: multimeric ribonuclease P complex; ribonuclease MRP complex. The transcript has a single exon. Bases 1 to 969 code for a protein of 322 amino acids. Gene Ontology annotation, biological process: tRNA 3'-end processing; endonucleolytic cleavage in ITS1 to separate SSU-rRNA from 5.8S rRNA and LSU-rRNA from tricistronic rRNA transcript (SSU-rRNA, 5.8S rRNA, LSU-rRNA); tRNA 5'-leader removal.